AUGGAGGAGACAAUCAAGGCUAAAGCUGUGAUGGAAAAGACUAACCUUGAUGGUGCUCCAGAGCUUGCUCAUCACAAUCAGACAUUUUCUUCUGCCACAAACACUGGGGAGAAGAGAAAGAGGGAAGGAUUGGCGAGUGGAGAAAGAGGAACUGGAUACAGCAGCGGGACUGAAGAAGUUAUUAUAGUUGGUGACACCAAGGCUAUAAAAGAUUUUGGUUUUGGUGGAGGAGAGGAGCUUCAAGGGUCUGUGUUUAGCAAGCUACAGGCUUUCAAUGGACAAAGCAACAUAAAUCUUAAAGGGUCUUUGGGAAAGAAAGUAGCUAGAGAAGAACCAGAAAGAUCAAAGCACGAUUCAACUUUUAAUGAGUUUGAUAAGCUGAGGGAAGAAAGCAAGUUUGCAGUUGGACAGACAUGGGCUCUUUAUGAUAAUAAGGUGGAUGGGAUGCCUAGAUUGUAUGCUCAGAUCACAAAAGUUUCAGUUCCUGGUUUCUGUCUUAGUGUCAGAUGGCUUGAGCCUGAUCCAGACCCCAAGGAGGAGAUUCAGGGGUAUCAAAAAGGGUUGCCUGUUUCUGUUGGUAGGUUCAAACUCGGGAAAACCGAAGAUAUAAAAGAUCGCGGAAGGUUCUCUCAUCUGGUUCAGUGCAGUGAAGGGAGUAGCGCAGGAACAUUCAGUGUAUACCCAAAAGAAGGAGAGACGUGGGCUAUCUUCAAGGCUCACAUCACGUCUCUCUCCUCGUACCAGAACCAUGACUGGUCAGCACAUCCUGAUUCACACCGUAAAUAUAAUUAUGCCUUCGUCGAAAUCUUGUCAGAAGAUGAUGCUCAUCCUAGAGUACCUAUUGGAUUCUUGCAUAAAGCAAAAGGUUUUUCAGGUGUGUUUUGUCGCUUUAACAAGGAAGUUGAUAAGUCUUACAUUAAGCGUGGGUUUACAGAACAAUUCUCCCAUCGUGUUCCAUCAUUUAAGACGACUGGAAUAGAAGCAGAAGGUGUGCCUCGUCGAGGUGCUUAUGAGCUGGAUCCCGCAGCACUACCAGAAAACAUCAAAGAGAUUGACGUCCCUUUACAUCUACUAGAAGAGCCUAGUCCUACAGUGUCAAACCAUGAGGAGGAGGAGGAUAGUACACACUCGCAAUGUGUUUACUUUGCUAGUAAAGGAAUAACUUUUCAAACAGGCCAAGUCUGGUCAUUUUGCAGUGGAGAUGAUGACCUGCCCCGGCAAUAUGGCAAGAUUCAGAAGGUCACGUUUGUUCAGGCGUUUGAGCAGGAUCCGGUAGUUAAAUUGCACAUAGGUCGGCUAAAAGCUACAUCUAACAAAGGCGUCAUCCAGUGGAGUGACAAGGAAAUGCCCAUCGGCUGUGGGAAUUUCAGGGCAAGAAAAGGUUUUGAGAUAUUCACUGAUCUUGAUGUGUUUUCACGCCAGAUAAGCCUAGUCUCCUCAGGAGAUGGGAAUGACUACAGCAUCUUGCCCAAGACUGGUGAUGUUUGGGCAAUAUACAGAAACUGGAGUAAUGACCUUGAAGCCGUUGAUCUGAAGUCCCAGAUGGCCGCUACUGGGCAUUGGACUGAUGGUGCCGAUGUGAGAUUCACAAUCCCAAAAUGUGAAAUGCUCAGAUUCUCGCAUCAAGUUACUACUUCGAGAGUAACAAAAGAGGUACAUGGAACUUGGCAAGAAGUAUAUGAACCUGCUAUUGAGGCAUUGCCUGGUUUGAGCUGUGCGGUUAGUGUUGGUGAGAAGAGAAAGAGGAAUGAGCAUGGUGAAAGUUGCAGUACUGGAUAUGAUGGUCUGAAGUUUAAUGACUUUGAGAAACUGAGGAAAGAAAUUGUAUGCCCGGAUCCGAAAAGUGUCAGCUCCUUCCUUUGGGGUUAG
Messenger RNA from Brassica oleracea var. oleracea, 1869 nucleotides. RefSeq lists its product as uncharacterized. The record is from RefSeq and is a predicted model, not a curated record. Lineage: Eukaryota; Viridiplantae; Streptophyta; Magnoliopsida; Brassicales; Brassicaceae. The transcript is spliced from 2 exons. The coding region runs from base 1 to 1869 and encodes 622 amino acids.